Molecule: messenger RNA, 2067 nt
Organism: Salarias fasciatus (jewelled blenny)
Lineage: Eukaryota; Metazoa; Chordata; Actinopteri; Blenniiformes; Blenniidae
Gene: poc5
Product: POC5 centriolar protein homolog (Chlamydomonas)
Exons: 13
Coding region: 70-1794 (574 amino acids)
Biological process (GO): eye photoreceptor cell development
Cellular component (GO): photoreceptor connecting cilium
Source: RefSeq, a predicted model, not a curated record
AAAGCGUUCUCCAACAGACAGCAAAACUCAGGAAACAGACGAGCGUGGUUCCUGCAAAUGUAAAAACAAAUGUCUUCAGAAGAAGAGGAACCAUCGAGUCCCAUUCUCCCCAAAGACUCUGACCGGGGAAGCUCCGUGUCCUCUGAGCUUCAGGAUGAGUAUGAGGAGCUGCUCCGCCAUGCUGUUGUCACCCCAAAACUUGAGGCAUUCACCAGUGCUAAGCUAAAGCCACCGAGCACCUCGCAUCUUUCUGUGCUGGCCCCUGCCCACCAGAGUAAAGAUUACACACAGUCACAGCACCUGUCUGAUCCUGAAAUUAAAGAUGGGAGACAUUCAGGAAGGAGUAUGAGAUCGUCACAGUCCUCUCCCUUAAUUAUUGAGCCCUCCACACACUCAGGAGCCUCUCAUGCUGAGAGGAUGGAAGGUCAGUCGUCUGGCAGGGCGUCCGCGCUGUCAGACGCCGCCUCAGACAGGUUGCACGUGGCGUCUGAGAGGUCGAGGCCAAGCAGCCCGGACCCACUCGAGUUUGCUGUGUCAGAGAUGUUUAUUUCAGACGCAAACAUAAGCAAGAUGGAGAGCAUUCUGGACACGUGGAGCAACAAACUGAAGUCCAACGUGCUGAUGGAACUGCGGAAGUGGAAGCUCGUCUUCGUGGAGCAACACAAGCAGGAGAUGAUGAAAGAGCGAAGAAAAUAUGAAGCCCAGGCAGCUGGUCUCAAGUCAGAGCUGGAUAGCCUGAAGGAGCUGCUGCACACCUACGAGACGUCCAACCAGAGGAAAGACGAGGUAAUCGGAAACCUGUGCCAUGUUUUAGAAAGACAAAAAGAAAAGCUUGAAAAGAUGAGGGCCUUCACCCACUGGAGACUUCAGCAUGCCGAGGCCAAAGAAGAGGCUCACGCCGCUCAGGUAGCACGGCAGCACUACCACUUACAGCUGAAGAAGAAGGUCUGGUUAGGGUGGCGCUCUCUGGUCCAAAAGCACUGGAAGGACCAGGUGGAGAAGGCGUGCCGUCUGAGGGCUGAAGAGGUCUGCACUCGCUUGUCUGCUGACUAUGAGGCCAAACUGGCAGAGCACUGUGAGGCUAUAGAGAAGGCCCAAGCCGAGAUUCACAGGCUCCGAAUCGAGCGAGAGCAGUAUGAAGAAUCCAUGAAGAAAGCCUUCAUGAGGGGAGUGUGCGCUCUCAACAUGGAGGCCCUCAGCAUGUUCCACGGUCCAGAGGGGAGGCAGGAACAGCCUCCACUCACUAAUCAAUAUGAUCCCCUGACCACCCGGGAUGAGCCGAUGUCCACAUCAGUCUCUCAUCUUCAGACGCAUCCCACCUCUUCCUCACGCUUCAGCCCUGUCCACCCUGACCAGCCAGAGCCUUCUCACAGCGAAGCUGAUGAAGCAGCGGGCUCAGGCGCCCACAUGUCCCGGGAAGAAGUCUUCCCUUCCACGAUGGUGCUGCACACCUCACUUCCACUUGGAGGCAUUGCAAGUUCCCACAAACAGGUCAGCGGUCGUGUUGUGACAACAAGUCAACAGAAGCCCUCAAAGACCGUGACGGCUCGCAUCACCGGCCGCGGCGAGGUUAGCAAGGCUGCGCGCAGCAGCCUCAACGUGAUGGGGGUGGCUCCUCCCAUGAGCUCCGUGAUCGUCGAGCGCCAUCAUCCCGUUACCCAGCUCACCAUCGGACAGGCCACAGCUGCGAAGUUUCCUCGCUCCUCCCAACACGCGUCCACCGCUGGAGCCAGAGGGUCGUCGAGAACACACGCCAGCUCGUGCCACGUUCACUCCAUAAAAGUAGUUGACUAGCUCCACUCAAGAUUUUGUCGGUUGGUGCCCUUUUAAUCUAGGUUUAACAUGUUUUAUGCAACAAUCCCGUGAAUGGCGACCCAGAUGUUAGUUUCUGGUUCAUUUUACCUUAAUGUCAGAUAAUGAAUCUGCUCAGCAAUUUCAGUUUUUAUGGAUAAAUGGCACAAUUUCCUGAGCAACAGGAUUUUUCUCAGGAAACACUAAACAGACAGAUGUUUGAACUGGAAUAUGUAAAUGUUUUUAAUUAUUACAUAUUUGACAGUUUAGAAUUGC